Batrachochytrium dendrobatidis JAM81 is the source of this 1149-nucleotide messenger RNA. RefSeq lists its product as uncharacterized. The annotation marks the transcript as partial. The record is from RefSeq and is a predicted model, not a curated record. Gene Ontology annotation, molecular function: protein serine/threonine kinase activity; ATP binding. Lineage: Eukaryota; Fungi; Chytridiomycota; Chytridiomycetes; Rhizophydiales. Gene Ontology annotation, biological process: intracellular signal transduction; peptidyl-serine phosphorylation. The transcript is spliced from 9 exons.
GUUGGAUUUCCCUUACAUCUCGGUCCUCAACCUUUCAUCCACUCUUUCAAACUAUUGCAGAUUACAUCAUAUAUAGACGUGACUUUUGCUGGGCCAUCUUAUUUGCCUCUGUAACAAAGUUUUAUCUUGCAACAUUUUGCUAUUUGCCGUCUUCAACACUUUUGUAUUGUCUUUUAAAUUUUCUCGCCAGCAUUUCAAAUGGGAAAUAAGAGCACAAAAGAGGACCCUCGGCCAGUCGGCGAAGUUGACUUGAGAGAUUUUAAACUGCGCCAAGUAAUUGGAAAAGGUGCAUUUGGAAAGGUCAAGUUGGUCGAACUAAGAACUACCAAACAAAAAUACGCACUCAAAUACAUCAAUAAGCUGCAAUGUAUUGAAAAAAAGCAAGUCUAUCACAUGUUUGAUGAACGUAUGCUUCUUGAAAAUCUUGAGCAUCCAUUUAUUGUCAAUCUGCGAUUUGCCUUUCAGGAUGAUGAAAACAUGUUCAUGGUGAUUGAUGUUGCUCUUGGAGGCGAUUUGCGAUACCAUUUGUUGCGGCUUGGUACAUUUCCAGAGGACACACUAAGAAUUUAUGCUGCAGAAGUUGGAUUGGCACUCGAGUAUCUUCAUAAUCUGCGGAUUAUGCAUCGUGAUUUGAAACCAGAUAAUUUGCUUUUGGACGAAAAAGGUCAUAUAUAUGUUACUGAUUUCAAUAUCGCAUUCAAAAUCAAGGAUAAGCUUCCUACUUCACAAUCUGGAUCCAUGGCAUAUAUGGCACCAGAAAUGUUUACCAAAACGCCCUACGAUACAUGUGUUGACUGGUGGGCACUUGGAGUAGUCCUCUAUGAGUGCACGUAUGGUGUUAGACCGUUUAGAGAAACAGAAGACACUUCUUUAGUAGAAGCCAUUACUCGUGUAGAACCCAAAUUUAUCCCUGGACCUCCUGAACACGUUCUACACCGAAAUGAUUUUCUACAAUCUCUUCUUGUCAAGGAUGUAACACAACGAUUGGGCUCAGGACCUAACGGGUUCCAAGAUCAAAUAAUGAAACACUCUUGGUUCAAGGACUUGGAUUGGGAGCUUGUGAAGCAAAAAAAGGCAUCCCCAAGCUUUGUUCCCGAUCCAAAUAAUGCCAACUUUGAAGCAACCCACGAAAUCGAAGAGGUUAUUAUG